AUGCCAGGCGCGCCACCCGCGUCGCUGCCCUGGCCCGCCCGGCCGCUGAGCGGAGCCUCUCGGACCGGUCACCGUCCUCUGAGCGACGCGCGCUGGCAGUGUCCCCUCCCUCGCGCCUCCCCUAGCCCGAGUGGCUGCCGCCUGCCUGCGCCUCGGGUCCUCAUUCCCCGGCUCAUGAAUAUUCGUACAGAGGCCAAUGCCGUGGAAGAAGUUGAGGUGACUUCAUCUGCCUAUAUUCUGGAUUCUGGAAGCAGAAACUGUGAGGACAGACAUGAGAAAAACUGUGGCACUUCCGGCCCCAUCCGGCCCAUCGUGCGCUGCCCCACGGUGCGGUAUCACACCAAAGUGCGAGCCGGCAGAGGCUUCAGCCUGGAAGAACUCAGGGUCGCCGGCAUCCACAAGAAGGUAGCUCGGACCAUUGGAAUCUCCGUGGACCCACGGAGGAGGAACAAGUCCACUGAGUCCUUGCAGGCCAACGUGCAGCGGCUGAAGGAGUAUCGCUCCAAGCUCAUCCUCUUCCCACGGAAGCCUUCCGCCCCCAAGAAGGGAGACAGUUCUGCUGAGGAACUCAAACUGGCCACUCAGCUGACGGGACCUGUCAUGCCUAUCCGGAAUGUCUACAAGAAGGAGAAAGCCCGGGUCAUUACACAGGAAGAGAAGGACUUCAAGGCCUUUGCUAGUCUCCGCAUGGCCUGUGCCCAUGCCCGGCUGUUUGGCAUCCGGGCCAAGAGGGCGAAGGAAGCCGCAGAACAGGAUGUAGAGAAGAAAAAGUAG
Molecule: messenger RNA, 774 nt
Organism: Elephantulus edwardii (Cape elephant shrew)
Lineage: Eukaryota; Metazoa; Chordata; Mammalia; Macroscelidea; Macroscelididae
Product: 60S ribosomal protein L13-like
Exons: 3
Coding region: 1-774 (257 amino acids)
Biological process (GO): translation
Cellular component (GO): cytosolic large ribosomal subunit; ribosome
Molecular function (GO): structural constituent of ribosome; RNA binding
Source: RefSeq, a predicted model, not a curated record